CUCAGACUUUUGAGGAUAACGUGAAGAAUAAGAUAAACGCGAUUUCUACCAUCUCUAAAUCUCAACCGUCCGAUCAAACAACUUACACAACUUCCGUGCUGGAGAAAUAAAAAAAUUAGGUAUUUAAUAAUUCAUCAUUGCCAUUGGAUUGUGUGUGGCUGCGUCAGUAAAACGUAUUCUUAAAAGCAACCAUUGGUGUGAUUGACUCUAUAAGAGAAUUCGUCAGCGUGAAGCAAUCUCCAAUCUAAUCGCAGCAUAUCUUCUCCGAUUCCUAUUCGUCUCUGCAAUUGAAUCUUCCGGUAGGCGAAGAUGGCGACGUCUGCGAGGAUUUGUUGCGGAGGAGGAAGUGCAUGCGCCGUUCGUUGUGAUCGUCGCACGUUAAAUUUGAAUUCUCGAUCGUCAUGUGUUGUUCCAGUGACGAAUCGACGGAAUAUGUGUGCGAUCGGGAAGAUUUCGAUGUCGAUGGAGGAUUUGUCACCACCGUCUGCGGCGGUGAAGAUUGAAAGGAUCGGUGGAAGGAAACGCGGUGGAUCUGUUGUGUCGAGGGAGAAGCUAGAUGUGUGGUUGAGAGAUUCGGUGGUUGAGAUCGUGAAGAAUCUUAGAGAGUCGCCGUUAUUGAUGCAUUUAUACGCGGAGGCUAAUGGUGGUUUGACGACGACGGCAACGAAUCCAAAGGCGGAGGAUUGGACAGAGAUGGAAGGAAAGUGGGGUAGAGGAGAAGAGAGGACGCCGGAAGGAGUUAUAUUGGUGGAGAAGCUCGCAGACGGUGACAUAGCAGAUGAUGAUGAUCACGAUGGUGGCGCGUGUGGGGAAGAUACAAGCGCGUGGGGGAUUGUGGCGCAAGGAAGAGGAUCGGAUACUGGGCCGGUUUGUUAUCUAUUGAAAACGACCCGGGUCCGGUCGGGUAUGGGUACGGUUUGCACCCAUUUCUGUUUGGUUAAGGUCAAGAGUUUUAGGGAAACGGCUAUGUCACAGUUGAAUAAUUCGUGGUUGGUGCAGACUGGUCAAUGAGCAGUGAUUGUCAAAGGAUUUGCACUGUAAAUUAUUUAUACUCUUUGGGUUUUGAUUAUGAAACCCUUAUGGAUGAUCAAAUUACAUUUGUUAUUAAUACAGAACAUUUUUUAGGAAUUUGGAUUGGUGAUAUAAAUGUAAAUAAAAUGGUCAAAGUUGGUUGGUUAUAGUGAUUUGUUUAAUCAAAGAACAUUGUUAGUUUUGUUGCUAUUGUAGUAUAGAGGAUUUGAAUCAAGACAAGUAGACAACUUAAUCCGUGUAAGAUCUAUAUGCAAUUAUGCAUUCAUUAACACCACAAUAAGCAAAAGUGUAGGUGGAUUUAAAACUUCUGUUAGUGAUCAUAGUGCAAAGCCUAUAGCUGAUACUGCCAGAAGUUGCAUUAGAGUUCAUAACCUCCGUCGGAAA
Messenger RNA from Arabidopsis thaliana (thale cress), 1416 nucleotides. RefSeq lists its product as uncharacterized. The transcript has a single exon. The record is from RefSeq and is marked reviewed. The coding region runs from base 310 to 1011 and encodes 233 amino acids. Lineage: Eukaryota; Viridiplantae; Streptophyta; Magnoliopsida; Brassicales; Brassicaceae.